Molecule: messenger RNA, 1660 nt
Organism: Cuscuta epithymum
Lineage: Eukaryota; Viridiplantae; Streptophyta; Magnoliopsida; Solanales; Convolvulaceae
Source: the annotation of a GenBank genome assembly
UUGAGAAAACCCCACUUCUUACCACUACCAAUCGGAUCUUUCAGGCUCCAAUUUCAGCUCGGAUAUUCUAAUUGGAGAAGCAACAAUGAAUAACUUCGUGAAAUCAGGCGGUCUCUGUAAGGUACGACACUUACUCCUAUCCCCUUCGCCGUCAAUGGCCGCCCGAGCCAUCUCAACUGCAUCUUCUCCCCUACUCGGCCAAUCCUCUAUCCUCAGAAACCAUCUCUCCCCUCAAAAGCCAUCUCCUUUCCUCUACAACUCCGCCCGCCAUUUCCGUAAUGCUCGGGAUCCUAGUGCCAGGCAUGAGAUUUCGCCACCAAUGAACUGGGGAGUUCGGAUUGUGCCGGAGAAGAAGGCGUUUGUAAUAGAGCGAUUCGGCAAGUACGCUAAGACAUUGACUCCUGGAAUUCACGUGCUGAUGCCUUUUGUAGACAGAAUUGCUUAUGUGCAUUCCCUCAAGGAAGAGGCCAUUCAAAUUCCGGAUCAAUCGGCCAUUACCAAGGACAAUGUCAGCAUCCUUAUAGACGGUGUUCUCUACGUCAAGAUAGUUGAUCCUAAACUGGCAUCAUAUGGAGUUGAGAAUCCAUUAUAUGCUGUGAUUCAGCUUGCACAAACAACUAUGCGGAGUGAGCUCGGCAAGAUAACGCUGGACAAGACUUUCGAAGAAAGAGAUACUCUAAAUGAAAAGAUAGUGAUGGCUAUCAAUGAUGCUGCCAGAGAUUGGGGAUUGAAGUGUCUCCGUUAUGAAAUAAGGGAUAUAUCUCCUCCUCGUGGGGUUAGGGCAGCUAUGGAGAUGCAAGCAGAAGCUGAACGUAAGAAAAGGGCUCAAAUUCUGGAAUCAGAAGGGCAAAUGCAAGCGAAUAUUAAUAUUGCAGAUGGAAGGAAAAGUGCUGUGAUCCUUGAAUCAGAAGCUGCAAAAAUGGACCAGGUUAACAGAGCUCAAGGUGAAGCUGAAGCCAUUCUUGCCCGAGCACAAGCAACAGCAAAAGGAAUUGCUGUGGUUUCUCAAUCACUCAAAGAACACGGGGGUGCAGAGGCAGCAAGUCUGAGAAUUGCCGAGCAGUACAUUCAAGCGUUCAGCAAUGUUGCAAAGGAGGGCACAACACUAUUGCUUCCAACGAGUGCCUCUGACCCAGCAAGCAUGAUUUCUCAAGCUCUUAGCAUCUACAAAGGCUUAGUAACCCAAAAUUCUACUGGCGGGCCCACUAAGAUCUCUGAAAACAAAGAUGAGCAGACUUUGUCACCUGGAAUUUAUGAUAAAAAGUGGUCCACGACUCAUAAUAAACCUACCGAUGAGGAUCAGACAAGUGAACCCGUUUUCUCACUUAAUAAAACCCACAACCACAAGAAGGAUUAAAUGGUAUACCACACAGCUUGGAAAAAUUCUCUGGCCUUUUAAGUAUUUUUGUUCUGCACUUCUGCCGAAUGUUGAUCGAAGAAGAUUGAUAAGAGAAUGACUGUUUUAUACUAGUUGUAAAAUUGUUUGAACCGUCACCUUAAUUUUUGGUACCAUGGAAAGGUAGUUAAGCCAUCUGAUCUGAUCCAAGUGUUCUUGAUAUUAAGAUUAUACUUUUAAAUUGGAUGUAUCUAAUCCAAAUCCCUGGGGACGUGCAAAAUAAAAAUUGAUCUUAUGAUGUACUACUAGAAAAUUUGGGCAUCA